Messenger RNA from Anopheles bellator, 2310 nucleotides. It is a transcript of the gene ttv, whose product is annotated as exostosin-1. The transcript is spliced from 10 exons. NCBI's taxonomy places the organism in Eukaryota, Metazoa, Arthropoda, Insecta, Diptera, Culicidae. The record is from RefSeq and is a predicted model, not a curated record. Gene Ontology annotation, cellular component: membrane. Bases 1 to 2310 code for a protein of 769 amino acids. Gene Ontology annotation, molecular function: glycosyltransferase activity.
AUGCAGGCCAAAAAACGCUACAUCCUGGUGAUCAUCUGUUGCGCCUUUCUGGGCUACUGCUACUUCGGUGGCUACCGGCUGAAAUGGUUACAGACCGUGUUCCACAUCCGGGUGCGCCGUAACCCGGACACGCUGCCCUGCUACCACCAGCGGCACUAUCAGUACGCCGACCCGGAGGCAGCGUACGCCGGUGCGGACGAAGUGCCGGACGAUGAGCUGUAUGCGAGUCCACCGGGACUGUACGAGCCGCGGUACCGGGUGGAGGGCAGUCCGAAUCUACGGACGUCGGAUGGUGCUGGCGGCGCGAACCUGCCGGUCAAAUCGUGCCGCAUGGAGACUUGCUUCGACUUUGACAAGUGCACCGACAAGAGCAGCUUCCUCGUAUACGUGUAUCCGCCGGAGCCGCUCAACUCGCUCGGGGCGCCGCCGCCGAUUAGCCAAAACUAUCAGAAAAUCAUUUCCGCCGUCCAGGAGAGCCGGUACCACACUACGGACCCCGAGCGGGCCUGCCUGUUCGUGCUCGGCAUCGACACGCUCGAUCGGGACGCGCUGAGCGAAGACUUUGUGCGAAACGUGCCGUCGCGGUUACAGCGGCUCCCGUACUGGAACAAUGGCCGUAACCACAUCAUCUUCAAUCUAUACUCGGGCACCUGGCCGGAUUACAACGAAAACGGCCUGGGGUUCGACACCGGGCAGGCGAUUCUGGCCAAGGCGAGCAUGAGCGUCCAGUCGCACCGGCCCGGCUUCGACGUCAGCAUUCCGCUGUUCCACAAACAGUUUCCCCUGCGCGGUGGCAACACUGGCUUCGUGGUCAGCAACAACUUUCCCGCCAACAAGAAGUAUCUACUGGCCUUCAAAGGCAAACGAUACGUUCACGGAAUUGGUUCGGAAACACGUAACUCAUUGUUCCAUUUACACAAUGCUCGAGAUUUAGUGCUGGUCACGACGUGCAAGCAUGGGAAGAGCUGGCGCGAGCUGCAGGAUGCUCGGUGCGACGAAGAUAAUCGAGAGUAUGAUAGAUAUGAUUACGAGACUUUAUUACAAAAUUCUACAUUCUGUCUUGUGCCGAGAGGACGUCGUCUAGGAUCGUUUAGGUUUCUGGAGGCGUUACAGGCGGGCUGUAUACCGGUGCUGUUAUCCAACUCGUGGGUGUUGCCGUUUCAAUCGAAAAUUGACUGGAAACAGGCGGCAAUUUGGGCCGACGAAAGACUGCUGCUGCAGGUACCGGAUAUCGUGCGUUCUAUUUCCGCCAGCCGCAUUUUAGCUUUACGUCAACAAACACAAGUGCUUUGGGAGCGAUACUUUAGUUCCAUCGAGAAGAUAGUUUUUACUACGUUUGAGAUUAUCCGGGAAAGACUGCCAGACUAUCCGCAUCGGAAUGGACUGACAUGGAAUACGUCGCCAGGUGCGCUGCUGACAAUUCCAACAUUCUCCGAUACUCCCCGGCGGUUUCCGUUCCUGUUGGACACGCUCGGCUACGCGCCCGGACUGAACUAUACCGCCGUUAUAUUUGUACAGAUCGGUACACAGCUUACACCAAAUACUGCUUUAUACAAGCUAGUCAAAAGUAUUACCAAAAGCCAAUUUGUAGAUAAGAUUUUGAUUCUGUGGGCCAGCGAUAGGGCCGUUCCGGCGAGGAAACGUUGGCCAUCGACCGGUCACAUUCCAAUGCACAUCAUAUCGGGCAGCACGACCGAGAACCGACCGAGCAUAUCCCAAAGAUUCUAUCCCCACGAGCACAUCGAGACUGAUGCCGUCCUGUCGCUGGACGAGGACGCGAUACUGAACACCGACGAGCUGGACUUUGCCUACGAGGUGUGGCGAGACUUUCCGGACCGCAUCGUAGGCUAUCCGGCCCGGGCCCACUUCUGGGACGAUUCCAAGAACGCCUGGGGCUACACCUCCAAGUGGACGAACUACUACUCGAUCGUCUUGACGGGGGCCGCGUUCUACCAUCGCUACUACAACUAUCUCUACACGAACUGGCUGUCGUACCUGCUGCUCAAAACCGUACAGCAGUCGUCGAACUGCGAAGACAUUCUGAUGAAUCUGCUCGUGUCGCACGUAACGCGCAAACCACCAAUUAAGGUGACCCAGCGCAAGGGUUACAAGGAUCGGGAAAGCGGAAGAUCACCGUGGAACGAUCCGGACCACUUCAUUCAACGGCAAAGUUGUCUGAAUACGUUUGCCGCUGUUUUCGGCUACAUGCCGUUGCUGCGGUCCAACCUGCGUCUGGACCCGGUGCUGUACCGCGAUUCGGUGUCCAAUUUGCGGAAAAAGUAUCGCCAGAUCGAACUGGUCGGUAGCUAG